Molecule: messenger RNA, 1601 nt
Organism: Acanthochromis polyacanthus (spiny chromis)
Lineage: Eukaryota; Metazoa; Chordata; Actinopteri; Pomacentridae
Product: natterin-1-like
Source: RefSeq, a predicted model, not a curated record
AUGAACGGCCUGAUGGCUCGUCUGUCUGCAACGAGCUGCCGGACGAUCGCCGUCAGCUCAGGCAGCAGCAAACCGCUGGCUCAGCCGAAACCAGCCUCCAAGGACGCAGCAAAACUCCGUCUUGUGUUCCUCCAGCCCUGGAUUCCCCGAGCCUGCUCUCCUGCCCCUUCAGCCCAAUGUCUUCCUGUUCUGACAUUGCUGCUGUUGCUGAUUCUGUCUUCAGUCAGUCUGGAGAAAAAUCUGAACUCACAGGAUGGACAUGUCUCCUCAGUGAGUCCAGACCUUGAGGACAAAGUUCCUGAAAUCCCUGCAAACAUAUCAGUGUUCACAUCACGACGAUUUGUGGAGAGUUCCAGGGCUUCUCGGAAUAUCCGUGAAGCAAAGAGGACGGUUGAUCUUGGAAAACUGAAAUGGGUAGAGAGGUGGGAGUUUGCGACGGAACUCCCCGAUAGAGCUGUUUUCAUUUACAACAAAUACGCUAAACGCAAAGAGUAUGUCUGCAAAUUCGGAUGCCUUAGUGGCUUCUACAGCCCCAGUGUAGAUUUUCGAUGUCACGUCACCUUUAACAACAAGGAGUUAUCAUCCUUUGUUUAUGAGAUCCUAGUGAAUGAAGAUGACUUUGAAAUUCUUGAGUGGAAGGACGGUUAUUAUGGUUCAGUGCCCCAAAACUCAGAAACAUGUGAUCUUUUCGAAUUCUAUGUUGGGAAAAACUAUUAUGGUUUAGGGAAGGUGGAUACUAAGGAACAGUGCUUCUUUCUUCCCUGGAAAGGUAGUCAGUACUGGUACAGGAACUACCAGGUCCUGACCAUUAACAAAGACGUUGUGAGCAACUUCAUGACCGACAUCAGAUACAACACUGAUGAUGCUAAAAUUGUCUCGUACCCUCCUGAGACGAUGAGCACAUCUGUUGUCAUCAACAAUGAUUGUAAUCAAGCAACAAAGUCAGUGACUCUCUCCAAGACAAUCAAGGAGGAGAAAAGGUGGGAUCUCAGCUCUUCCCUCACACUUGGUGUCACGACAGAAUUCAAAGUAGGGAUCCCCAGCAUCGCGGAAGGAAAAGUUGCGGUCAGCGCUGCAGCAUCAUUCCAGGCCUCAGGUGGAAACUCCAAGACAGAAGAAAUCUCCCACUAUGUUUCUGUGACCAUCCCUGUCCCACCAAACCACUCCUGCACAGUGCGAAUGGUGGGUCAUAAGUAUACAAUAGACAUCCCUUUCACUGCACGCUUCAGACGCACCUACAGGAACGGGAAAACCACAUGGACGUCCAUCUCUUCAAAGUAUGACAGCGUCCAGGUUCGGGAAGUUCAUGCCGUGAUAGAUCGGUGUACACCUAUACCUAACGCCACCCCUUGCCCCUAGAGAACAUCAUGAGAUAGUUGGCAUUCUGUAUGUAGCACCAUUAAAACUCAUGAAAACAAAUGUGUGUGAAGACAAUACCUUCGACAUGUAUACAAAAGUGUUCUAUUUGAUUCAAGUCAGGCAACACACUUGACCAGGUCUGUUCCACAAAAAGAAAUGUACAAGAACACCACCUUGGAAAUGUGUCUGUCAAAAUAAAUUCUGCUUUACAGAUCAAAAUAAAAUAUAAUGUCCACCUUUAA